GGGGGAGGGGUUUGCAGCACAAAACAGAAGCCCAGACCAGCCCUGCCUAGGAGCUUUUUCGCAGGACAGCAGGGGGCCAAAAGGGCAUAGAUUGGAGAAAGUAGGCAAGUGGGGAGAAUUGAAGCACCCCUGUGGCUGUAAAUAUGAGCAGGCUGCCAAGCGCCCGAAUUUUAAUCACAUGACCUCAGGGGCAUUUCCACAGCCAUAUCUUUGGGCACUGGUCAUAAGUCACUUUUUUCAGUGUGUUUGUAACUUUGAACGGUCACUGAACAAAUGGUUGUAAAUAAAGGACUACCUGUACUGGCAGAAGGAUGCCUUUAAUUGUUGCAUAUCGUAAACAGAGGAAAAAUAGCAUUUACAUAUCACCUAGUACUUAAGUUCUACUCAGUCAUGUGUAACUUCCUAUUCGGCAACUUAAAAUUAUUUUGGAAGGUAGCUUUAACUGAAGUUAUUACAGAAAAGCAAUAGCAUUCUUUUAAAGUUUUCUAGUUUCUCAGUAUAGAAUUCCAUAAAGUAAACAAACAAAAGAAAAUAUUGAUGCUGUUUCUAAUUUCUGGCAUUUUACUGCACAGUUGACCUCUAUAGUUUGGGUGUAUAAUUGUUUUUCUUUCCCACAUCUCUGCCACAAAUUCUGUUAAGCCUCAGUCUUGUACUCAUCUGUCAACCGUAAGACCUGCUAAAAUUAAAUGGAUGUCUUAUAAGGAAUUAAGUAUGGAUUACACUUCAUAGAUGUGUAAAUUGUACUGAAUAAUUCUUAAUCUUUCUGAGUUUGUAAUUAACAAGAUUACAAGGAAACAAAACCAUUCUCCAAAAAUUGAAUAAGAAGUAAAAGGGUUAGGUUUGGUGAAAUAAAAAAAAAUUAGUUCUCAUACAGCUUCAUACAAAAUGAACAACAGUGCUAAUAUAGAAAAUCUAUUUGCUUCAGCUCAGGUCUUACUGCAAGAAGAAUCAGAGAACUGUACUCAGGUAUUACUUUGAAAAACUUAGCACUGUAUGUUUUUUUAAUUUCCUUAGCAAGUCAAAUUCUUUGUUAAUUACAAAUCCUGGUUUCAAACUGUGGCUUGUUAAAGGAGAAAGAAACUUUCUGUGAUAAACUUUUGGUUAGUAUAACUCCCUGUAGGAGGAGCCCAUUCAAAGUUUAUGUACAACAGUGUAUAUCAGCAUAGUUGCUUGCUAAUCAUAAGGUAGAAUUCAUAGCAGUUGUUGCCAAAUGCUCAUAUGUACCUUUGCAGAAAAAAAUGUCUUAACAUUUAAAAGCCAUGGUGAUGUCAAAAUUAUGUUCGAUGAUGCAAAUGACUUGAAUAAAAUACCUGCAUCAUUUUGUAUCAUGAUGCAAAAGAACACUAAUAUGUCAUUUGAAUCAUUUGUGCCAUGUGACGAUGCAUGCAACAUCUCUUGCCCUUACAUCUGUGGAUGUCCAUGGAUACAUCGAAUGUGUAUUUUAAAUAAUUUAAACUUAUUUCUUUAUGUGUUAUUCCCAGUAAUACUGGCUAUUUUACAAGAACUCACACGUUGAAAAUCUUUCUUCCCAGAUCAUUCCACGUCAAGUGGUACUUCCUCGUUUAAACCCAGCCGCUCCUUGGCCUCAAUUCCCACUGCCCAUGUAAUGCCGUCUAAUACCAACACUUCGCUUUCAAAACACAGGGAUCCUCUCAAGUCUGACUCUUUGAAGUGGAGCACAAGCAUUUUGAGAUCUGCUCAAAGCAGGCAUCAGGGCAUGAUGGACAGCUCUCUUGAUAUGAAAGAUUUGAGGCCUGUAAGGAAGUGGUCAUCAUUGUCCAAACUCAGCACGCCUAUUAGUUGUAACCAGGAUGGGGGUGUUUAUUCGGCAGAAUGCAGGGCCAACUUGGAUACAAAUGGAAGAGACAAGACUGUUUCACCACAACUAAGAACAAGUGGAUCAAGUUGCUUGUACAAUAGUAUGGAACGAUUAAAGGCUGAGGACAGAGAAAGUGGGAAGAAAAAGAAUUCUACCUUGAACUGCAAAUACAAAUUUGAAAGUUGCAGCCAAGAAGACUGGGGGGUUCCUGAUUCCUCAAACAGGAGAUAUGCCUUAGACAUGACCUAUAGUGCCUUACCUGAAAGCAAGCCUGCUCCAUUAAACUCUGAGGUUUUUCAUCAAGAAUAUAUAACUUUGGAACCACAGGCUGCAGUCCCAUCCCAGGUUUCCAUUCAAACUUCUGAAAGGACUCAGAGGUGGCUUACAGAACAAUUUCAUACAAAUCCUCCAGAAUCCAGGCCUUCCGAGGAGUCAUACAGCUUAUCUCCAUGGCAGUUACAGCAACUUGAAGAACUUAGAACAGGAAGUGAACAUCCUUUGCAGGUUCUGAGUGGAUCAUAUCAUCAGAGUUAUCCAGCUACAAACUUUCAGGACUACAAUAAUUGGGAAUCCCUGAUGAAAAUUAAAGAAGGGUUGUUAAGACAAAAAGAAAUUGUGAUUGAUAGGCAAAACCAGCAAAUUAACCUUCUAUAUCAGAAAAUAAGAGAGAAUGAACUGCGAGCUCAACAAGCAAGAUUGGGGCACAUUGUGAAUUGUGAAGAAUCGUACAUGAAUAGUUUCCAGCAGCCUGAGUAUGAGAAAACAUCAAUGCAGGCUCAGUUUGCAGAGAGAUCUUUGGCCCAGUGUGAAAGGGAGCAGGUAGAACGAAAGCUUGCAUCAGUACAAAAUAAGGAGCUACAACUCAGUGAGGUUUUGAAAGAAAUAGUAAACAAAUCCAAUGAAGAUAAAAAGAAAAUGGAAGAGAAGCUCAAAACCCGAGAUAGGUACAUAAGCAGCCUAAAAAAGAAAUGCCAGAAAGAAUUGGAGCAAAAUAAAGAGAAACAGAGAAGAAUUGAAACACUUGAAAAAUACCUGGCUGAUUUGCCAACACUGGAUGAUGUUGAGAGUCAAAGUAAAGAGCUACAAGUUCUGGAGGAAAAGAAUAAGCAACUGAAAGCUACUAUGGUUAAGCUAGAAAACGAAUUGGAGGAGUCCAAGACACAGUGUAAAGAAAAAGAAUUGCAGCUUGUGUGCCAGAAGAAAAAAGAAAAAGAGUUGAUAAUUGCAGUGCAAAGCUUGCAACAGAAAGUAGAAAAAUGCCUGGAAGACGGUGUCCGCCUUCCUAUGUUGGACACAAAACAACUUCAGAAUGAAAAUGAAUGCCUCAAAGAAAAAAAUGAGAAGGCUAAUAAGGUCAUAGACAAUCAACAAAAUGAGAUCACUGAGAUGACUUUAGAGAUACAGUCUAUGCAAGAAAAGCUUUUGCAAGGAGAACUAACAAUUCAGAAACAAAAAAAUGAACUUGAAGAAAAGGAAAAGAGUGUACAGCAGUUAAAGGAGGUACUUCUUGAAAACCAAAGAUUUAUGGAAGAAAAUGCAAGUUUGAGAGAACAGAUUCAUCAGAUGGAGCAGUCCAGACAACCAGUGGCUGAAAAGUUACCUGUGGCAAAUCAGUUAUUCAUAGAGAUGUCUCACUGCCUGUUUGACUUGAAAGCACUUUGCAGUAUUCUCACUCACAGAGCUCAUGGCAAGGAACCUGACCUCUCCUUGCUGCUCGGAAUCCAAUCAAUGAAUUGUUCGUCUGAAGAUGAGAAGCACCAUAGCACAGAAACUCUCUCAAAGAAGCUUUCAGAGGUUUGUCAAUUACGGAAAGAUAUUGAUGAACUGAGGACUAUCAUUUCAGACUGCUAUGCUCAGGACAUGGGAGAAACGUGCAUUACACAGUGAUGACGGGCUUGGCCUCAUAGUAACAAUUAAGUUAUUAAAUGCUGCUCUAGUUUUAGUUCCUCAUGUUUCUGUUAAAAACAAUACUGGAAAGCAGAUUCUGUGCCAGAUGGAAAGGUUUCAUACAUUUGUGCAUAGUUCAUGCAGGUAAUAUGGUCUUCUGUUGAAGAGAUCAUUAUGUGCUGCAAGAAAAAUCCAAUUUCUUCAAAACUACUGAACGUAGGUCAAAGCUGUGAAUAAUGUGUUUCUUUUGAAAAUGGUUUUUAUUCCCUCUGUUAUGCCGACAAAGAAAAUACAGGUAGUCCUCAUUUAACAACCAUUUGUUUAGUAAACGUUUGAAGUUACAGUGGUGCUGAACAAAGGGGCUUACAACCGGUCCUCACGCUUACAUCUGUUGCAACACCCCCGCUGUCACGUGAUCACGAUCCAGGCUCUUGGAACCAGCUCGCACUUGCAACGGUUGCAGCGUCCUGGGGCCAUGUGAUUGCCAUUUGCGAGCUUUCCAGCCAGCUUCCAACAAGCAAAAUGGGGAACCACGUGAUUCGCUUAAUGACUGUGUGAUUUACUUAAUGGUCACGGUGAUUCACUUCAAAAAAAAGUCAUAAAAUCGGGCGUGACUCACUGAACAACCACCCCACUUAACAACAAAUUUUUUAAUCCCUAUUGUUGUUAAGUGAGGACUACCUGUACAAUGUUUUCUGGAAUAACAAUGGAAUUGCCAGAAGAGGGCACUAUAACAGUGGUUCAGCAAGCUUUAGGGUAGAAGAUCAGGACUGAGAAUUUUCAUAACAGAUGUAGUUGGAUUUGCUUGGCUAUUUGUGGAUAUUAGAACUGUGGAUGAAGAUAGAGGCACAACAAAGAUUUUUUUGGAUUCAGGCAGCACUGAUGGCUCGGGGCACAUUAGGUAAAGAUUAUAUGCUUCUUAAAGAUUGCCUUCCCAGUUUGGUAAUGAUUGUUUUAUUCUGCAUUUCUUGUGUAAUGCAAAGAGAAAAAAUGAUGAAAAAACAUUCACAUUUCAGAUAAGGGAUUCAAACUUAAAAUUAAUAGUUAAUAGUUGAUGACUAACCUCUUUUGCAUUAAUUGGCUUGAAAAAAAUUGGUUUUGAUAAAAGAUCUUAAAAAAUCAAAAACAGUAUGACAUCUUUAUAACAAUAAAUAUUUACUCUUUAUUUUGAAUUUGGCAAAGUAGUUUCUUCUGAAUGUGAAUAUUUGAAUUCCAGCAUACAGAAAACCUGAUUUCUUCUGGCAAUCUGAAAGAGCAGAUCUUGAUGAAUAAUUAUAAUAUAUUUGCUCUAAAAUUAGGUCACCACUGGCAUAAAAACCUUAUGUGAAAAUAGAGUUCUUGACUAUUCAGGCAAGUUCCUCUUAUUGUGAGAAGAAGAUUGGGAUGAAAUCAGCAGUGCCAACCCUAAUAGAUGCAGUGUUAAAAUGCCUGAAUUAAAGGCAUGCCACUUGGUAAUCCAGGUUUAUAUAUUUUGCUGUUUAAACAUCAUUUUUGUCAAGCCAAGCCUGAUACCACUUUAUUCUGAUAAUCUACUCUAUAAAAAAAUGAAAAAAGAAGAGGCAGAAUAAGAUGCAUUAUGCUCAUAGUUAUAGGUGCCAUAAUGUUCAUAACUUUAGUCUUGCCAAAAGUUGCUGCUUAAAGAGCAAGAACAAAUAUUAAAUGUAUUACCAUUUUCAAUUUCUUACAUUAGUAUUUUUCCUUAAGCAAUUUU
Messenger RNA from Python bivittatus (Burmese python), 5417 nucleotides. It is a transcript of the gene CEP85L, whose product is annotated as centrosomal protein 85L. Gene Ontology annotation, cellular component: centrosome. NCBI's taxonomy places the organism in Eukaryota, Metazoa, Chordata, Lepidosauria, Squamata, Pythonidae. The record is from RefSeq and is a predicted model, not a curated record.